AUGGCGGAGACCUCGACUGUCUCAAUUGGCGACAAUUUCAAAGUGCGCAGACACGACGGACAGCUCUGUAAGGGAUUUUCUAAUAAUACUCAUUUCUUAGAUCCUGCUUGCAUUCUCGAAACACGCUUACUCGAGUCGGGCGACAUUGAAUACUUCGUUCACUAUCUUGAAUGCGACAGGCGACUGGACGAAUGGGUGACAAUUGACCGCAUCGAACAAAACUCAAAAUUUACCAGUUCAUCGCCUCCCGAUGGUGUACUUAAAAUUCCCGGUCAAAGCGAUGGGAGAUUGACCAGAAACCAAAAGCGACGCUACGAUGAAAUGAACCACGUAACUUCGGAACUAGAUACCGCGGACUCCAUAACCCAGCGUUUGGAAAAGGAGCAUCAGAAGUUUACCCGGGUCAAGUUCAUCGAUCAUAUCCGCUUUGGCAAGUAUGAGAUCGGAACGUGGUAUUUUUCACCCUAUCCCGAAGAGUAUCGAAAGUUAAAGUAUCUCUGGAUAUGCGAGUUCUGUUUGAAGUACAUGAAAUUCGAGAAAACAUGGGUGCGUCAUAUGCUGCACGAAUGCCGACAGCACCAACCUCCUGGCCGAGAAAUCUAUAAGAAGGACAACAUUAGAGUGUUUGAGGUUGAUGGCGAGCAGCAUAAACUUUAUUGUCAAAAUCUAUGCUUGUUGGCCAAACUAUUUCUCGACCACAAAACCCUCUACUACGACGUCGCUCCCUUCCUCUUCUACGUUUUGUGUGAGGUGGACGCAGCCGGCUGUCACGUAGUUGGCUACUUUUCGAAGGUAAACCUUACGUCUCAUUUUUUGGCUUUAUAA
Messenger RNA from Dibothriocephalus latus, 825 nucleotides. The record is from the annotation of a GenBank genome assembly. Lineage: Eukaryota; Metazoa; Platyhelminthes; Cestoda; Diphyllobothriidea; Diphyllobothriidae.